AUGCAGAUUGGGUACGCCUUUUCUACUCCGCCUGGUUACCAUACUGUUACACAUAAUAAUGUUCGUUGUAACACAAUGAGACUUUUAAAAUAACGUACCUAAUAUUGUUAAAGGUGCAAGCAGCAUGGAAGACGGUAAAGGUGUUUCAGUUGUGCUUUUAUCUAAUGCCAGAGUAGUGCUCGCUACGACAGAUGAAAAAUAGCCUCCUUGUAAGCUGCUUGGAGAAAUAGCUGACGAUGACAACAGGAAGGAAGACACUGAGGGCAAUACGGAUGUACCUUGCUCCAAAGACCAGCUCGAACUCAUUGCGACAGGUGAAGAUUCACUUUUGGGUGGACGGCUUGAACGAACAACUGAUUUUGACACAACAGUCAACGAUGACACCAGCUUAGACGACACCAACGGCAAUUCGGGUGUGCCUAGUUCUUUUGCCAUACCAGAGCUCAGUGCCACAAAUGACGAACUACUUAUGGCCAAUUUAUUUGAAAGACAGAAGACAGUGAAGGUACUGCGGCUGUAUUUUGGCCUGCCACAUUCGAAUUCCCUGCAACAUCGAGGACACUACUCGCCUUCGUGCUUGAAUGGUCUGAGGAUAACACUGCAGCAGAUGUCAUCAACACCCAGGUGCAUGUAG
Molecule: messenger RNA, 634 nt
Organism: Porites lobata
Lineage: Eukaryota; Metazoa; Cnidaria; Anthozoa; Scleractinia; Poritidae
Source: the annotation of a GenBank genome assembly